Messenger RNA from Hydractinia symbiolongicarpus, 4203 nucleotides. RefSeq lists its product as uncharacterized. NCBI's taxonomy places the organism in Eukaryota, Metazoa, Cnidaria, Hydrozoa, Anthoathecata, Hydractiniidae. Bases 733 to 4203 code for a protein of 1156 amino acids. The transcript has 5 exons. The record is from RefSeq and is a predicted model, not a curated record.
UCAAAACAUCUUGUAACACACAGUCAAAGUGUGUUAUGACCUAAUUAAAGAACACAAUAAGAAAGAGUUUCUUGUGAAAGCUCUAAGCAACUAAGUAGUCAUGUGAUUACAUUUGCGUCGUUUAGAGAGAGAAAAAACACUUACGUAAACACGAAAAGAAAUAUGAUUGGUUAAUAUAAUUACAAUACUCUUUGUAUUACACCAUGACUAUAUAAAUAAUUUGUUUUAUUUUGAACAAAAGAAUAAGUAUAUAUGUAAUCAAUGUUGCAUGACGAUUACCAAUAAGACAACAUAAUAUAUUUUAGGGUUGGUUUGUCAUAAACUUUUAGAUUUCAGCGAAGAAAGUUCAGCAGCUUUUAACGUCAGCACAAUUUUUAAAAAAAGAUAAAUAUAUAUUUAGAUACAAAUAUUUAUAUAUGAAAUCUGUUUCACGGGUGAGUUUAGUCAGUUCUCCAUCUUUUUUGAUAAUUAUGUUUAUAAUAUCAUUGACUGAUAUUAUCGAUAUUUAGUCUCCUUGGUUCUUCAAAGAUGAUUUUUGGUUUUUUUAGUUGAACAACAUUAAACGUUGAAAGAAUCUCAGAACGGAAAAUAUAAUUACAUAUAUAUUUACAAAAAAUCACGUUACACGGAAACAACGAACAAACGCACUAAUAAACAUUAUAUGUAGAAACAGAAGAAACGUUCUGUUAAGAGCAUUUUUGAAGAAAGAACGUCAACGCGGAUAUUAUAGUCAUGGCAACGGCAGUACCUCCAACAGGAUCUUCUCACCACGCAUUGAUCACUAACAAUGAAUAUCAAAUUAAAUUGGUCACGCUUCUCAAUGAAUGUUGUGACCACUUACGUGAAAUUUUACAUGAUCCUGCCCGUGGCAACAUGCCAAGAGAUAAGAAACAAUUAUAUCUGUCAUUAAAACAAUAUAAGAAACAUUUAAAGCAUUUGAAAAAAGAUCAGCUGGAAAUCGUUUUUCCACAAGAUAAGGAAACAGAUUCGGAAUUGUUUGACAUCACUAUUUUAUGUGACGUUCUAAUUAAUUGUUGUAACGGCAUACAAGCACCAAUUGGUGGAUGGAGAACUAGAAAACCGCAACAAAAUGAUUUCAGUGUCGGUGCUGACAUCAUUCGAAUCAGAAAUGAGCGCAAUAAUGUUAUGCAUGGAAGAGCAAUGAGUUCAGCACAAUAUAAUCAGCUAUGGAAUGCCAUAGAAGGUAUAUUAAGAAGACUCGGAUACGACAUAACAAAAAUUAAAGAUUUGAAAUCUGGUUGCUUGAAUGACUUAGACUUAUUUAAGAUCAAAAUUAUCAAAGCAGAUACUGAAAUUUUAAAUUUCAAUGUUAACAAUAAUAAAGACAGUAUUCAGCAAAACGAAGAUGGUAUUAAACAAAAUCAAGGUGACAUUAAAGCAAGUAAAAACAGUAUUCAGCAGAACGAAGAUGGUAUUAAACAAAAUCAAGGUGACAUUAAAGCAAAUAAAGACAAUAUUCAGAAAAACAAAGGUGGUAUUAAAGAGAAUAAAGAUAAUUAUAAUCGAUUAGCAGCCGAAGUGGAAAUAGUAAAGCAAACUAUCUCUUCAUCAUCAUGUGAUCAGAAGAGUUCUCAGUUGGAAGAAACUAUAAGAGAACAACCCAGCUAUAUACUAUUAAAAAAUUUCCGGGGAGAUUUUCUAAUACAAUUUGAAGAUGGCUGCUCGCAGUGGUCUCUGAAAAGUGUACAAGUCAUCAUUACUGAAAAUUUUGCGAUACAAUCAAUAGAACUUCAUGUCGACAACGAUUACAUUGUGGAAGAAGAAGAAGGGAAACUAAUCCUGAUUAUUUACAAUCACAUUGCCGAAUUUAUUAAUGGGUUAUCAGUUACGUUAGUUGACAGUGAAAGUAAAACUCAAUUGAUUCCAAUUAAAGAUAUUGCACUGGUCCAAGCACAUAUGUGUACAACCAGUUAUUUUGAUGUUAGAACCCACAACAGUGGAAGAAUAUCUGAACAGAUAAAAUGCAUUGUAGGAGCAGAAAGAGAAGAAACAAAUAUUGAAUUUAUAUGUGGUGGUAGCCUGCAAACAAUGGAACCUGAGGAGUACGAAGCAUUUGAAAGAGAUUACAUCCAGCGUUAUUUCACCGUCAAUGGUAAAUGCAUGGAAGAACCACUCCAAAUUCCACCCCCAAUGCCAAACGUCACACAUUCCUUAUUCGCACAAAAGAUAAAGGAUGUUAUAAUCGAAUUACAACAUCAUAUGUGUACAAUAUUUACUCAUUAUAGCACGAAGGAACAUAUUCGAUUUCUAAAACUGGAUAAAGAAUUUUCUUUGAGUUUGGAAAGCACAAUUACUGAUAACAAAAGAAUUCUACUUGUGUUGCCAAAUUAUAUCGUCAACAUUAGAUAUACAGAAACAACCGACGCAGUAAGAAUACAAGAUGAAGUCAAAGCAGGCGAAGAAGACUUGAAGGAGCUAUCUAUCAUCACUAAAAAAUAUUUUAAAAAUGGUCACCUGACAAUGGUAAAUGUUGUAGCUGCACCACAUUUUGCAGAUAUCGAAAAUUUCCACCUUUGUGUUGACUGCAACUUACUCUCCAAAACAACUUUGGCUGAGGAUAAAAAUAUGACGAAGUUCUUUUCAAAUAUUUUGCAAAGCUCACAAGUACAAAAUAAUGUUCAGGACAACAAGGAACGGUAUAUCAACAUAGUUGGUAAAGUCAUGUGUUUUAUGGCUACAAGAAAAGCACUCUAUUCUGUUCCUUCACUCAGUAACAACGUCCACGAACAAAUAAGCUCGUUAAUACUUUCUCCACAGCAACUCCGUCAUUUAUACAACAACUCUUUAAAAAAAAUUAUAAUCGGUCCUCUAGGCAGUGGUAAGACAGUGCUAGCUUUAGCACAUUUGGAAAUAGCUUACGAGCGCUCUGAGAAUAGAUCGAUCAUAUACUAUGUUAUUUGGGACGGCAACACAUUGCUGAAACGGGAUAUUGUCAAUCUUACUAAAAGAUUUAAUUACAAAGCCGCUGUCGAAGUUGUUGUAAAGGAUACUGUCGAGUUAGCUAAGGAUUUGAAAAUGAAUGAGGUGCCAACACCAUACCAGCUAUUAGAGUCAUUGGUUAAGAAACAUGUUGACCAAAACCUGCAUCUAAUAAUUGAUGAAUUAAAUGGAGAGUUCUUUAACAAGGAAGAAUCAUCUUUGCUUAAACACUAUCUGGAAACUGAAGACAAAUUAAAUAACUCCUUCAUCAUUUUUUUCCCACAAUCCAUUGAGAAACAUAGAACAUUAAUUUCACACCAAAGAGUCACAAUACAUGACAAGUACAAGUAUGAAGAAACAGGAAUGAAAGUAUUAAAACUUAACAGAGCAAUGAGAACAACCCGGAUAAUCUUUCAGUUUUUAAAGGCUUUUGAAAAUGAAGUAGAACAAGACAAGGUAACAAUGAAGCUUCCCGAUCAGGAAUCAAAAGGUGGAAUGUCCACCAAAACAAAUAUCGAAAAAAUACUGAAUUUCUUUUCCAAAAUUUGGAAAAAACAACCACAACAGCGGCAAGAGCCACAACGGCGACAACAACAGCAGCAGCAGCAGCAGCAGCAACCACCACCACCACCACCACCACCACAACAACAACAAGGACAAACUACCAGUAGCAAUGUCACGCCGAUAAUAAAAGGAGAAGAAGAAGUAUUUGAAACACCGGUUAAUAUUGAUGUCAUUGCAGCUUCCAUACAAGAUGGGGAUCUUUCGGGUAAUGUUAGAAUUGACACUUCAUUGAAAUUUAAUACAGCUCAUUCAAUCGGUCAUAAUAUUGAAGGAACAAAACCGUUAUUGAUACAUUCGGCAAAUACUCCAACAACAGACAAAGAGUUUAUACCAAUGUUAGCACUUGUUUUACAAGAUGUAUGUUUGCAUCGUGCCACUAAACGUUUGUUCAUCUAUAACACAAUACCUCAAAAAGCUAUUUUUCAUAGAUUACUAAGACUAUUAAAGAUUGAUUUUUUUCACUACGACAAGUACACUGACUGGAAAGUUUUAAAUUGUGAUGAUAUCAUAGUUAAAAAUCUCUUGCAGAGUCAAAAUUAUAACAUGCUCACUACUAUUGAGGGAAGUCGUGGAGUUGAAGCAGCCGAAUGCAUCUGUAUAAUUGAAAGCAAUGAUUGCAAGUUAAAACAUUUGACGUUAGAAGCAAUGUCCAGAGCGACACAAAAACUGGUCCUUGUUUCAGCGUCCAACGUCUACUAA